AAUCCCCUCUUUUUUCAUUAUCCAAGCUUGCUGACAGACUUCAGUUUUUUAUGCGUUUGGAAGAUGAGAGAAUGAAUACGCAUUCAAUAUAUAUUUUUAGGCAGAUUUUGCAUAAUAAAUGGCAAAAUGGGUAAUGUUACAGUUUUUAUUCUGUUUAUAUUUGUUGUUAUCGGUUGUAUAAUCUAUAUUCUGUGUAAAUCUUGUGACACAUCUGGAGAAGAUUCGGAUGAUUCUGAGGAGCCAAUUCAUCGCUCGAACCUUAUUAUUACAUCCUCUGGUCACAUCCCUCUCAGGGAGACUGGCGCCGAGAACCUACAACCAAGAGGACCUCCUCCUAUAGGUUUCACAGCUGCAGUGCGUGGUUCAGCGAAUAUUCCCGACGAUGAGGAGAACCCAAGGCCUACUCCAGUAUUUAAUGCAACUGCACCUCCGGAAUCUCCAUCUUCGCCGGACGACAUGAGCCCACCCUCUUAUGAAGCAGUUAUGCGAAACGAAGCUCUUUACAAGUUUCCGGAUAAAUCGCCUAAUCCGCCAAUGAAAUAGUCGAAUUUAUUACCAAUAUUUUACUUCAUUCAUAAAAUAUUACACACGCAUAGCUUAAAAACUAUGCUGAAAACUACCUCAUUUCGAUACAAAAGCCAACAGAAAACAUACAACCAUAUUUUCAAAUACAAUUCUUGUAUAUAUUUAUGAUGUUCAUAUUAAAAAAUAUAAUAUUAUACCUUUACUAUAUAUUU
This is a messenger RNA of Phlebotomus argentipes, 737 nucleotides long. RefSeq lists its product as uncharacterized. The transcript is spliced from 2 exons. NCBI's taxonomy places the organism in Eukaryota, Metazoa, Arthropoda, Insecta, Diptera, Psychodidae. Bases 127 to 543 code for a protein of 138 amino acids. The record is from RefSeq and is a predicted model, not a curated record.